Messenger RNA from Callorhinchus milii (elephant shark), 2584 nucleotides. RefSeq names its product nucleoporin 50 (gene nup50). The transcript has 10 exons. The record is from RefSeq and is a predicted model, not a curated record. Gene Ontology annotation, biological process: protein import into nucleus. NCBI's taxonomy places the organism in Eukaryota, Metazoa, Chordata, Chondrichthyes, Chimaeriformes, Callorhinchidae. Bases 210 to 1637 code for a protein of 475 amino acids. Gene Ontology annotation, cellular component: nuclear pore.
GGGGGGGGAGAGGGAGAGAGAAAAAAAAAACCCCAACGGUGGGCAGUGAGUGGCCUGUCGUUAAAAGCCGGUCACCUCGCGGCAGAAUGGGUCCUCCAAGCAACUAUAGUUGAUUCUUUUGAUCAAUUGCAUGCAGUUUUGAAAUUAAAUCCUCGUGUAUGUAAUAUGGUGGUCUUAACUCCUCCAAACCAGAAUUGUAUAACAUAAUAAUGGCAAAGAGAACUGCGGAUAAGGAGCUGACUGACCGGAACUGGGAUCAGGAGGAAGAAUCUGAAGAGGCUUCAGAUGUGUGCAGUACCAAAGCACUCUUCACAGCUGCGGGAACCUUCUCAGUUGCAAGCGAGGAUGUGUUGAAAAACCGAGCUAUCAAAAAAGCUAAACGAAGAAACAUCCUCUCUGAGUCUGAAGGUAGUGGAGUAUUCAAAGGGUUCCCUGGGCUUGCCCCAUCAACUGGAAUUCCUGGGUUUGGAGCAUUUGGAAGCGGUUCAAGUUUCAAACCUCUGCAGGGAUUGUCCAACGGAAGUGGAGCGUCAUCCUCUGCCUCAUUUGCUACGUUCACUUAUGCUAGUGAUAUAACCAAUAGAGUGGAUUCGCUUAAGUCUAAUGGUCCUCCACAAAAUCAGUUAGCAAAGGACGAAAUGGGUACAAAAACAAAUGGCAUUAAUCUGAUCAGCUCUCAAAGUAAAAUGGGCAGCACUGAGUACAACAAACAGCUAGCAGCGCUGAAUUGCUCAGUCCGAGACUGGAUCACGAAACAUGUCAAUGAAAAUCCACUCUGUGACUUGACCCCAAUCUUCAAGGACUAUGAGAAGCAUUUGACAAGCAUUGAGCAGAAAUAUGGCAGCAGCUCUGACAGUGGCUCAGAAAGUGGUACCAGCAACAAGAGGCCAGAAAUGCAAUCUGUUUCCACGUUUGGUGCUUCCAAAAUACCACGAGGUGCUUCCCCAUCUUUAUCUUUAUUCUCAGCUGACAAGAGCAAGGAUACAGCACCAUUCACCUCCGAGAAAAAGGCAGACAUCACUUCAGGAAAUAGUGGGAAUGCUGGCUUCCUCUUUGGGAAAAAGGUGGAAAACUCUCCCAUGGCCGGCUUCUCUUUCAGCAGUGGUGUCUCAGGCUCAUUAUUUGGAAAAGAUGGUAACCAAGGCAAGACUGCUGCUCCUACCUUCUCCUUCACAGUGUCUGCCGGCAACUCAGAAGAAGUAAAAGACAGUGAAAAUAAAGAUGAAAAAGGAGAUCAAGAGAAUGAAGAGCCGCCUGAACCAGUUGUGAAUGAAAUCAAAGAGGAGGAUGCCUUCUUUUCCAAAAAAUGUAAACUGUUCUACAAGAAAGAUGGAGACUUCAAGGAUAAAGGAAUAGGAACAAUCCAUUUGAAACCUGUGGCAGAUCAAAAGAUUCAAUUGUUAGUGCGAGCAGAUACCAACCUAGGAAAUAUUUUGCUGAAUAUUAUGCUCCACCCAUCGCUACCUUGUACGAGGACUGGAAAGAACAACAUCCUCAUUGUCUGUGUUCCUAACCCGCCCAUUGAUGACCAGAAUCCUGAUGCUGCUAUCCCAAUUUUGAUCCGGGUGAAAACCUCUGAAGAUGCAGAUGAGCUCCACACAAUUAUAACUGAGAAAAAGGCUGCGCUUCAAGUGUAAUUCCUGCUGAAUUUAGUAAUGUAAAACAUUUCUGCAAAUUGCUGCUGUUGCUCUUUAAUCCUCAAUCUUUUCUUUUUUUAAAAUGUAAAAAAAAAGUUUGAUCGAUCAAGAGGAAAAAUAACAUGGUCAUUUUUGGUUAAGGACCGGUUUUAAGCGCUCCAGGACGCUAUCCCGUGCGAAGGGUGCUACGUAAAUGCAGGUUGUUGUUAACAGUUUUGACAUAUUGCACAUAAAUAAGUUCAACAUUGAUUUGGACAUCCCCACAUUUUUUUUACAUGUGUGAAACUGGUUCUUUUCUGUGUACAGUUGUGACUUGUUGACCUGAUUUUAGCAACUUUGAUAACUAAUUUUUAUACCCUAAAUUUAAGAGGGGCCAAAUGGAAUCUAUACCUGUAUCUGGUGGAGGAUUGGAUUCCCAACAAAGAAUGUUCCAAAUUUAAAUCGUUGACUCUUCUACCAUUCAAACUUUCUGAAUGAAUAAUGUCUUAUACCUUUGAGACCUCAAAAGCAGCAGGUUCUGAAGCUGUUGUAAUCAUCUUCACAGGCAUUCUCUCCUUGCCCCCUGUCCCCGUUGCCCUCUCCCUCCCUAAAAGCAACUCAUGUCACUUACAGUGGACACUUUAAGAGGUUCUCAGCUGAUAUUGAAACGAGGUAAAGAAGUUGGAAGUUGAUGAAAAAAUAGAACUAAAGAUGAAUAAGACAAAUCAAACUAAACCAGAGAAUUAACGAGCAAUAUUUGGGAUAAAGUAAAGCAAAAUGAAGGAUUUUUUUUUAAAACAAGUAGGAAAUGAAGGUGAACAGAGUUGAUAAAACGGCAAGAUGAUGAGUGACGAUUUGGGGGUGGGGGGGGUAGAAAUGGUCUCUUACAGCUAUCCAUCCUAACUACUACGAAGCCACAUGAUUCUCAUUCAUGUCACCAAAUUGUAAUAAAACUCUUUACAAUCUGA